ACGUGAUGUUUGCUGAUCCGAGCUGAUGCGCAGCUGCCUCCCUGUAUGUCUAACCCUGUUUCAUCGUCCACCACGUGACUACCACCUCACCAUGGCCUCCAGUGCUUCCACUCGACGUCGUCCACCUAGAGCUCGUGUCAAUGCUAGAGCAUCGAGGAGAGCGCUUCUUGCAAGAUCCGAUCGACUUCAGUCGCCGCACUCCAUGCCAACUCUUGGCAUGAUGGCUCUGCCAGCAAGGCUGUGCCGCACUCCAACUUUGCAUCUGCACGCCAUACUUGAGUUUGAGAGCACUGCGACGUCCACAGCUCGGAGCUGAUUCUAACACUCCUCUCAUAUCGAGCCACCAUAUUCUGAUUUACUCACAAAGUUCUGUGUAGUCUCAUCGACUCAACCUGGCAGCCAACACCGAAGUAGCCCUCGCUCGUCAUGACCAACCUCGAAAGCCUUCCAUUGGAAAUCCAUGAGCAAAUCUUCGCAUACCUUGUACCCCACCAGCAUCACACAAAGCUCUCCUGUCUCGAUCCUUCCUACACGUACCUCAAAGAGAGGCCCGACAUCUACAACAUUCGGUUGACCUGUCGGCGUCUACGUACGGCAUCAUUGCAGACCUUCUUUUGGAUCUUGGAAGAUCUUCCAACAAAGUUCCAAGAAAGGACACUGCGGAAUCUAGCUGCCCUUCUCAAGUCGCCUGAAAUCUCUAGCAGACUCACAUAUCUGACCCUUUCACCUUACCAUCUCUUCACGGGAAAAUACUACCCGCAUUCCUUAGAUGUCAUCGUCGACUUCCAAAGAGGCGAAUUCCAUGCUCGCUGCGCAUGGCUUCGAGACACUCUCUCGGAAACGCUGGUGGCCAUUGUUCGCCUGGCCCCCCAAAUUCGCCAUCUGGUCUGUGUCAUCGCAACACUUCGUCUUACAUUUAAUGAUGGAGGCGACGGAGCUUCCGUGGGCACGGUUUUUAGCGACACUAUUGACCCUUUGUGCAUUAUCCAAGCCGUCCUCAGAGAUACUCAGUUGUCAGAAAGGCUCGAGUCCAUGUAUCUCUUCCCCAGUGGUGGCCAAGGGACGUUUCGGCAUACUGGCAACAUUCCUGAGAGCCUCACUCCUUUGAGCUACGACAACCUUCGUCAUUUGACACUCGCGCCGAGUACACGGAAAAUCUCCGACUUUCGCAUUCUGGCACCGCAUUUGACAAGCUUGUGCAUUGUGCUCGACAGACGUUGCGAAGAGGAUCUGAGUUCACUAUUUACCCAAGGAGUCUGCUUUCCCGAACUAUGCCCUACGCUGCGCAGCUAUACUAUCCGUGGAGAUCAGGUCCGAGAUGCAGAGUUUGCCAAGCUACUGUGUGAGAUCCCGACUAAACUUCUAUUACAAUUCAUUACACCCAUCUUCGAACACGACUGGACACUGCCGGUAGUCUCGCUAGAAUACAUCAUAUCGGAAGAGGAAGAAGAUGGAGAACUCACUCACAUCUCUGACUUCCAGGGUAGCGGCCGGAUCGGGUUAUUGGUUUUCCGGAACUUCUACCAUUCCAUACCUCAAUCGCGGCACAAGGCAGGAACCUCCAUCUACGAGAAUACCAAAACAGUCGAUCAUCACUGGAAACCCUACGAGGCGCUGCUUGCAAAGUGCGACAGCUCCCGUAUUGAACACUUACCUGGAUGUGAUUGAUCCAUUCAGGCGUUGAUGUAGAGUGGUCGCAGUAAGAAGUUGAUCUCGA
Messenger RNA from Alternaria rosae, 1717 nucleotides. RefSeq lists its product as uncharacterized. The transcript is spliced from 2 exons. The coding region runs from base 427 to 1668 and encodes 413 amino acids. The record is from RefSeq and is a predicted model, not a curated record. Lineage: Eukaryota; Fungi; Ascomycota; Dothideomycetes; Pleosporales; Pleosporaceae.